AUGAAAGGAACUCAACCUCACCAGCAACCCCCUCUGCCCCCUCUGCCGGCCCCUCCCCCUCAUCGGCUGUCGUCGACGUCAGUAGUGUCGGCCCCUCUUCCUCUGAUCCCCGUCCCCCUCCCCCUAACGCACCCCAAUCUCAACCGCAACCGUACCAGCACCAGCACCAGCCGCAUCCGUCACCACUCCCACCACAUCAACAACUACCACUGCCACCCCUGGCCGCCCAUCUCGGCAUCUCGUCAAGACCAGUAUCGAAUCCCGAUCUUGGGGACUCCCACCAUCGUCACUCAUCAUCUCUCUGGAUCGAUCGACGACAGGGUCUAUGCUCAGCACCUGGACCCUUACCACCCACACUCGCGUUCAUCGUCCGCUGCCUCGACGCCUUCGGGAACAUCAACAUCUGGCUUUGGUGCCCCUCCUCGGCCAGCUUCCCGUUCUGGAGGUAGCAGUUAUCACGCCGACCACACACACCAUACGAACCAUACCCCUGCCCAGUAUCAACACCAAGCACAACAUCAAUAUCAACAUCAAAACCAACAGCACCAACACCAACUCCAACAACAACCACAUCGACAACCCGACCAAAUACACCCCGUCUACUCCCACUUCCCCGUCCCCAACCCCGGCUGCGGCUCCUACUUCAGCAAGCUCCACUUCGCCGGCUACCAUCUAGGAGAAAUCUCCUCCUACAACGGCAUCCCCUUCUUCUCCGAAGACGGGCAAGCAUGGAUCCGUUCUCGCACCGGUCAACACGCCUCCUUCCCAGCGAUAUGGGGUGACGUUCCCCCUUGGCAGACGCGGCCCAGCGUCGAUUCUGUUUUCCUCGGCAAGGUGGCAGAAAAGCCUAUAGGGCAGCUCGAACUACCUGAUCGCAAAGUCGUGGAGCAGUACUUUUCUUUCUUUAUAAGCUCCGAGUUUCGACUAUCGUUUCCGCUGGUUGAUCCGGUGUUGUUCAAGCAGACAAUGGAUGUGGCUUAUGAACAUGGGGAACGGGUGACGAAUGGGUUGGGUUUUGAGCAGAUCACUGCCAAGGCGUGCGUGUUUGCGUUCUUGUCGGUCAUUUCGCUACUGGAGGCCGAGAGGACGGAGAGGUUCCCGGAUAUCCCGAGCAUUGACACGGAUAUGAUGGCUGCCAAGGCGCAGAUGCUUUUGCCGCUGACUAUCCCGGCGCUGGAUAUCACAAGUCUACAAACGUCUUUCAUGCUCUGUCUGUACCAGCUCUUUUUGGGACAGGUCCAAUCGUCGGCUAUGCUUUUGGCGUUCGCUUGCCGGAUCAUGUUCAUGCUGGGAGGACAUAAACUCUCUAAUGAUUCGUGGCUACCAACUCCUGAGUCUCGUUCAGGGAGUGGAACGACAACACCGGCUUCAGCACCAGUGGACAUCGCAGACCGCAAACGCCGUCACCUCCGCAAGCUCUUCUGGCUCUGCUACUACGUCGACACCGACAUAUCCCUCCGAACAGGCCAACCCCCUUCGAUAGACGACGACCACUGCGACCUCUCCUUACCACCGGGCUACAUCGAAAUCCAAUACCUCGAUCGUCGCGAGCUGGAAGCCCUCAAGGAACGGCACUUCUACCCCUUAAACUCCUACCCCAACAUGCCCUCCCCCUCCCCCUAUCCCUACAACCAAGGAGCAGGACAAUCCGGUCCCAACCCCUCCAAACCCUCCGGUACUCCCACAACCAUGACAUCAGCAGCCCAAGGACAUCGAAUCAGACACCCCUACCUCGGACACUCCUACCCCGGACUAGACGAAACCUCCGUCCCCGUUCUACCAGGUGACCUCCGUCUGACCCUGAUAAAAUCCAAAACCUGCAAACUUCUGUACUCCGCCUUGGCCCUGCGCAAGUCUGACGCCGAGUUGUUGCGGGACAUCCGCGAGCUGGACGACGAACUGGAAAGGUGGCGGUUAUCAGUGCCGGAACGGUAUCGGCCUGCGCUUUCGUUGCCUAGAACUUCACCCCCUGGGGGUUUGCAGAGGGCACAGGGGCAGGAAGGAAGUCAGAAGGGGAGUGGUGGGGGAUGUUAUUUUCAGGUACCUGGGCGUAAGCAGGAGCAGGAGCAGGAGCAAGGGCAGGGCCAGGGACAGAAGCAGGGGCACGGGUAUGGCAAGAGCUACGACCACACCAUGUCCGCCGAGAGCGUCCGGACCAUCCUUAUCAACCUACAAUACCACCAUCUGGUCGCCACCAUUCAUCAAGCGACUGGUCGCUGUAGAGCCUGGCAGAACAGGAGCUCGAUGCUGGAGGAGAACACGAACGCGAGGACGGGGGAGAUGUUGAUGGAGGGCGUCAGCUCGAGUCUGGCCCUCUCGGUAGAAGCAAGCCGUUCAACGCUGAUCUACCUACGCUCCGUUACACGCGCCCUGCUAGGAGAAGCGUUUUGGGUAAUAAUCCUCUACCCAAUGUCAGCAGUAAUGACCAUCUUCUGCUCCAUCCUACUUAACCCCUUAGACCCACAAGCCGAAGACGAUUUGCGGUUGCUAGAAUCCGCUCCGGAUUUGAUCAAAGGGAUACGCAUCCGUCGACCGACGCAGACGGAACUGCUGCACUUGAAGACGGUGGAUGAGUUCAUGGGGGAGUUGAUGAGGUUGGGCGGGUGUGCGAUCAGACGGGCGAGGGAGGAACAGAAGGAGAGGGAGAGGGAGAGGGAGAGGGAGAUGCAAAGGGGAAUUGGGGGAAUGGGAUAUCGGUUGCCGGAGUUGAGUGAAGCUAGUGGUGGGGAGGGGUGGAGACGCGGAUGA
Molecule: messenger RNA, 2748 nt
Organism: Neurospora tetraspora
Lineage: Eukaryota; Fungi; Ascomycota; Sordariomycetes; Sordariales; Sordariaceae
Exons: 2
Coding region: 1-2748 (915 amino acids)
Biological process (GO): DNA-templated transcription
Molecular function (GO): zinc ion binding; DNA binding
Source: RefSeq, a predicted model, not a curated record